GGGAGCUCCGGCCUCGCGGGGGGCGGCGGCCGUGCGGGGCGGCGGAGCCCGAGGGGCAGGGCGAGCCGGGCCGAGCCGGGCCGGGAGCCGCCAUGGCGGGGAGUCAAGACAUGUUCGACGCCAUCGUGAUGGCGGACGAAAGGUUUCACGGGGAAGGCUACCAGGAAGGCUACGAAGAAGGCAACAGUUUGGGUAUAAUCGAAGGAAGACAGUAUGGCACGUUGCAUGGAGCCAGAAUUGGAUCUGAGAUUGGGUGCUAUCAAGGCUUCGCUUUCGCUUGGAGAUGCCUCUUGCACGACUGUGCCGCAGAGAAAGACAGCAAAAAGAUGAAGGCCUUAGAGUCGUUGCUUGGGAUGAUUCAGAAGUUCCCUUACGAUGACCCCACUUACGAUAAACUUCACGAGGACUUAGACAAAAUUAGAGGGAAAUUUAAACAGCUUUGUUCAUUACUAAACGUUCAGCCAGACUUUAAAAUUAGUGUGGAAGGUUCUGGACUUUCGUUUUGAGGAUGACAGAUGAACAAAGACGAAACCUCAAGGAACAGAUGUCCGUAUGUUAAGUGUGUAAAAAUGUGAUUCAAGGCAAAACAAUGAUGGAGUAGUCAUUGUUCUGCGGGGAGGGUUCCAGUUUGGUCGGUGAAAGGGCUUCCUCCUCCCUGGGGGCUGCCUGUGUCGCCUGGGUGCCCCCCGCGGCCCCUCCACACAGGCCUGGCCUUUGUUGGGCCCUGUCUGCUGUGCAGUGUGAGUGCACGCCCGCCAGGGCCCUCGUGAGGCCACUCGCUCCCGCUCCAGGGUCACUGGCCCGGGGUCCUUUCGGCUGGACAGGCCUGGCCGGUUCUAGAGUGGGGGCAGCUCUGGCUAGGAUUUCCCCUGCCCCGAGCCUGGACUCGGAGCUCAGAAGAACAGUUUUUUAGGAACUGAGAACGUGGGCUUGAUGUGAGGCGAGGUGGUGGGCAGUGUGCUGGGACUGACAUUGGUGGACCCCGAGGAUGUGCCGGCGCUGGGUGAUGGGCUUCCCUGUUCUGUGUAAUCCCUCCAGUGUUCCCACUUUACAGAUGAGGAAACCGAGACCCGCGGGGACCGCCCGGUGCAAGGGCAUCGGCAGCAGAGCUCGGACUCCGAUCCCGCGCCCGCCUGUCACCGCAGCUUGCUCUGCCUGCUCUGGAACGCACGGUCACAGCCAUGGAGUGGGCGGCUGCUCCCAGGCCCAGGGUGUGCGGGUCCCCACUGCGGUCCAUGGAGCCACGGGGAGUCCCUGUGGCCCGCUGACACGGCCUCUGGCCGAGAGGGGCUUCAGAGGGAGCCCAGACACGCUCUUUGCACUGUCUCCAGAUGGGGCCGGUGUCUGCAGCAUUAAGACAGUUAAGGGGGCUGUACUGUAGGCUCACGACGGAAGGUUGGGCUGCUGUGGUCUCUGCAGACUGGGGGAGCCUUGCGUUGAGAACACUGCGUUUCCCCUGUGACGCAACUUCUCUCGUCUCUGCCCGCACUUCGCAAGCAUCUGUAUCCAGGGGAGGUAUGGGUGGGGGGGGGACGGGGGUUCCGUCAGUGGUUCUGGGGUGUCCCUCUCCCCGGCCCAUGCCCUCCGGGGGACGCCCUCAACAUUGCUGGCAGGUCCGCCUGCUUCUCUCUGAGGCAGCGUGUCUGAAAGUCAGGCAUGAGGUGAAUAAAGGGGUAACCAUGAAUCUGUUCCAGUUUUUAACAUCAUUCUGGAACAUUCCAGCGAUUGCUGCUUUGCCGGACAAGCUGGUGGUCCUGAGCAUGUGCCGGAGACUCCAGGCUGGGGCCCCCGCAGGAGCGGGGGUGGGUGUUUGUUUCCCUCUCCUUCGGUUCCCCUGGCCAGUGCGCCGAGGAAGAGACUGGGGCUUGAUCCUGCCAUGCUGGCAUGUGCGUCCCUGGCCAUGGCCCUCGACUCGGUCCCCGCUGAGUUCCUGAGAGCUGGUGUGCUUACGGCUGUAGACAGUGCCUGACCCCUGGCCGGGUCCUGUGGCCACAAAGGCCAGCUGCGGGUGUCCCUCGCCAGUGGGAUGGGCCAGGGGGUGGGGUGGGGCAACUGUGGUGGUUUUCCUUGGUGGGUGGUUGUGUUUUCUAAGUUCUCUGUUGUGGUGAUAAGUGGAGAGAAAAAUAAAUAGCCCAUUUUAAAGCAAAAA
Messenger RNA from Lutra lutra (Eurasian river otter), 2149 nucleotides. It is a transcript of the gene LTO1, whose product is annotated as LTO1 maturation factor of ABCE1. NCBI's taxonomy places the organism in Eukaryota, Metazoa, Chordata, Mammalia, Carnivora, Mustelidae. Bases 93 to 506 code for a protein of 137 amino acids. The transcript has 5 exons. The record is from RefSeq and is a predicted model, not a curated record.